AUGGCUGAACAAGAGCAUGCUUCUGUAUUUUCCCAGGAAGUACGAAUAGCGGAAAAAGACAUCGAGAACAUCAUGGAUUUACCGGUACGUACCCAUGUGCGCAUUCGAGGGAUUGAAAGAAUUCAUCCGCGCGUCAUUGGUCGUGACGUUGAGGCCAUCAAACGCUCAGAGACAAUCACUGAAAUUACAAAUAACAUGAAUGAAGCGAAAAAUAGGUGGCUGCGUAUGGGGAUUUUUAACGCGGUAAACUUUAAUCUGGAGCCCACAUAUGAUGGAGACCCCAAUGACGUUUGUGUUCACAUAGAUGUUGACGAGGCUAAACCUAAAAAGUCAUUUGGCAUCUUUACCACUGAAACUGUAGUUCCAGAGUUGACACUUUCCUUGGAAAAUAUUUUUGGAGGUAGAUACACAUUAUCUGGGAACUAUAUCCCACCAACUUCGCGUACUCAUGCCGCAUCUUUUUCGAUUAUAUCUAGUGUUCCAUUUCUGGGACAAGUGGGCGAGUAUUACAUUGGGAAACGGACUGAAAACAAAAUGUAUCAUCCCGCUAGUAGCGAACGAAUAGAAGAAAUUCGGGCUACUACAAAAAAUGAAAAACGGGGAUUUGCAUCAGAGUUUUCAAUUGGAUUUCAGCGAAGGAUUUUGGUAUCCAAGGAAAAAGGUCACUUAAAUUCAGAUCUUUUAAAUGACUUUGCUACUACAUUUAAAGGAUAUAUGAGGCAUGAAUUGGCGUUAUCGAAUACAGGUUAUCACGCGGAUCCUUUUUUAGCCAAUAUGUAUCCUUUGCCCAUUCAGGGAAAUCAAAUAAGUGUAAAAAAUGAGCUAGCCGGUGGGCCUUUUGGAGGUCAAUUUACCUUUUUAAAAUCUGAAAUACAAGGGGCAAAAUAUUGGCCACUUGGACCCUUUUGUAGUCUGCAAUGGAAUACUAAAUUGGCGGGUAUAUGGUCUUAUCGGCAGGCCAGAAUACCGUUAAAUGACAGACUUUUUCUUUCAAACUGUCAUGUUCGCGGGUUUAAAAGUGUGGGGCCUUCUACUCUUGAUAAUAAUCAAACCGAGGGUGGUCGGUUUGCUGCAACAGGCGGUAAUGCACUUUGGGCGACAGCAAUUAGCGUAAACUUCCCAUUUCUUUUCUUCCCUCAGAAUGGAUUGGCUUGCAUGCAUCUCUUUGCGAACGUGGGUAAUUUACGAAUGAUACAGUGUCAAUCAGAAUUUACAGAUAUUGGCCGGUGGUUUCGGUCCUGUGCUGCUUCAGUUGGGUUUGGUGUAGUGGUAACACGAAUUCCAUUGUUUGGUGUUGCGCCUAGCGGACGUUUUGAAUUGAAUUUCUCACUUCCCAUAGGCAUUGAUAGAAAUGGGAAUAUUGCCUGGAGGAAUGGCAAUAAAAACCUGUUUGAUCACGUCAAGUUUGGACUAACGUGGUCCUCAGCCUUUUCAUUGUAA
Molecule: messenger RNA, 1440 nt
Organism: Trypanosoma conorhini
Lineage: Eukaryota; Euglenozoa; Kinetoplastea; Trypanosomatida; Trypanosomatidae
Product: putative Tob55
Exons: 1
Coding region: 1-1440 (479 amino acids)
Biological process (GO): protein insertion into mitochondrial outer membrane
Cellular component (GO): SAM complex; outer membrane
Source: RefSeq, a predicted model, not a curated record